Eruca vesicaria subsp. sativa (arugula) is the source of this 1085-nucleotide messenger RNA. Lineage: Eukaryota; Viridiplantae; Streptophyta; Magnoliopsida; Brassicales; Brassicaceae. The record is from the annotation of a GenBank genome assembly.
CCCGGCUCGAGUCGUUGAGGUGCCGUUCUGUCUCUCUGUAGAGUCUUGAAGCCAAAUAAAGUUGCUUCCUUUCAACACCAAUGAGGACUUGUUCAAUUCCCGGGUUCAACACUCUUAUCCCUAAACCAAGACAAAAGUUCGGGAACAGAACUAGUUCACUGCCCUUUUCCUCCACUGUAAUACAAGUCAUCUCUCAGACAAGCUUACCCCUCGUUAUUGUUCCUCCCCGUUCUUCUAUCUCAAGCCAUCUCUCCCCAUCAGACAUCCCUCAGAAAUCAGAAGAAUGGUUUGCCUUAAGGAAAGACAAGCUAACCACAAGUACAUUCAGUACAGCACUCGGCUUCUGGAAGAAGAAUCGUCGCUCCGAGCUCUGGCAUGAGAAGGUAUAUGACUCGGAGCCACGAGUGGUGGAGGACUCUGCACGGUUUGCAAUGAACUGGGGUGUACAGAUGGAAUCAGCUGCUAUAGAGAGGUACAAAAGAAUCAUGGGGUGUGAGGUUGGUUCAAUGGGGUUUGCUCUUCACUCUCAAGAGCAGUUUCACUGGCUUGGUGCAUCUCCAGAUGGAGUACUCGAUAUUGGGAUUCUAGAAGUGAAGUGUCCGUAUAACAAAGGGAAGACAGAAACUGUAUUGCCUUGGUCCAAAGUGCCGUUUUAUUACAUGCCUCAGAUGCAGGGUCAGAUGGAGAUUAUGGAUCGAGAAUGGGUGGAUUUGUACUGCUGGACGCUGAAUGGGAGUUCUGUUUUCAGAGUGAUGAGAGACAGAAGCUAUUGGAGGAUUAUCUAUGAGGUGUUGAGGGAGUUUUGGUGGGAGAAUGUGAUACCUGCAAGGGGGGCUUUGUUGUUAGGGAAGGAUGAUGCAGAGGUGAAGAAGUAUGAGCCAACGUCUACUCAUAAGCUUACUGGUCUUGCUAUUGCUAAAAGUAUAAGUUUGGCUGCGGAAUCAAAACUAGUAUGCAGAGAAAUAGCUGAUCAUGUUGAGUUCUUUUGAAAUUUAGAAAAUCUGGUAAUAUCUUUUGAUUCUUGAACUGAUGAAUCAUUGUGUCAGGUAUGAAAACUUGUUAAGGAUCAUGUAACAUAAUUUAAU